GUCUAUCGGUGACUGACAGGCUGAUUAACUUGGGGGCGACGGAGAGGUCCGGCGAGGCGGCCGAGCUCCAUGGCCGUGGAGAGGCUAUGCGCGGAGGCGGCCGUCCCUUGGGAGCUGAGCCCCUCCGGGCGGCGUCGCCGGCGCUGGGCAGUUGAGGAGGCGGCGGACGGCGGCGACCCCGACCCCGACCCCGCGGUGCUGCGGCUCAGCCACUUCUCCCGGCCGCCUUUCCUCAGCUUCGGCACCGUCCGCGUCGGCACCUCGCGCACUCGCCGCCUGGUUCUGGAGAAUCCCAACGCCGAGCCGGUUUUCGUGGCCCUGUGCCGCCCCCCGCCCGCCGCGAAAGGCUUCGCCGUGGAGCCGUUCAGCCGCCUCCUUCAGCCUCGAGAGAGAGUGUUCGUUUCUAUAGCGUGGACGCCGCUGGAAGACGGCGGAGUCCGCGAACUCGUAACUUUUGUGGUAAACGAUGUUGUUAAGCAUCAAGCAGUUUUGCUGGGCAACGCUGAGCAACCUGUGAGGAAAAAGAGAAGUCUUUGGGAGGCAAUUAAAAAGAGACCUGUGGCACAGCAACCACAGUAUAAGAAAGGACAGUCCAGAAUUAAAAAUGUUAAUAAAACCUUUCAAAUAUCCCCCCAAAUGAGUAGAGUUAGAAGUCCUCUCCAGCAUUGUGAAAACUUGGAGAACAGCAGAUAUAGCUCUUCACCUAAACAAGAUUCCCCAGUCGUUUUGGAAAACCGGGUCUCCCUGUCUCCUAUUAGCCCCAUUCUGCAAGAAAACAAGAAUGUCACUUGCACCCCCUUAUUAAUGAGAAGAUCAACUACAUAUUCAGUUCUUGACACAGUUGAAUAUAAUGAAUUACCAAAGAGUAAAAAAGAGACCUUUACUGUUUUGCCAAUUGGUGAUGAUUAUCUUUUGAAGACAGAAUUGGAAAAUGACUGCAUUGUUCGGUCUGUGGAGGCAGAGAACUCAAAUACAAAUUCAGCUGUCACCCCAGAACAGCUGAGAAGGGUGCAUACUACUUCAGAUGACAAAAGAACUUUAAGCCUAGAUUCCUUGCCUGCACUGGAAAGUUCUGUGUCAAUUCUCUCACCUGAUCAGUUUUUAAAAGAGAACCAAAUAGCUAUUGAGCCAGCUUCACAAGUAUGUAAACCUGUGUUGCCUUCAGACACAGAGUCUUGCAUGUCAAAGUCUUCCCCCCAAAAACAGCAGAAAAAAACAUUGCAAGUUGUAACUUUUUCAGUGGAACACCAGUUUCAAAAUAAAGCCUUCAAUACCACAAGUGAGGGAGGAUUAACAGUGUUUCACAAUGAAAAAUGUGAACAAAAUCUCUCUUUUCCUGCUCACACAGUCAAGCAUCACAUGUGCCGGUUCCAGAAACAAGAACCUCCCAUACGCCCUCUGCUUUCCAGUACAGUUAUAAAAUGUAAGCAAGGUUCUCUUGAAAGAAAAGAACCACAUUUUCAGAAACCAAAAUCUAAAAAAUGCCUUUCUAAAGCAAUACAACAAUGUGUGGAUAAAGUUGGUGGAAGCACAAAAGUAGAAAGGCUGCCUGUUAUAGAAUCUUUAGCAGAUGGAGAUAAUUGCCGCAAAGGUGAAAAAGCUUCGACUUGUUCAGAAUCGGCUUCAUGUAAUCGUAAAAGAAAAAGUGGAGAGUAUUUGGAAGAAAUUAAAAGUGGACGUGAAGAAUAUAUGGAUACUUUAGACACAAAAAAACUCGCUAUGUCCUGUGAGUUAAAAGACAAGCAUGCUGAUACGAAAACAUCAGUUCCCAAAUCUGCAAACAGAGAAAAACAAAGUCAGAAAAAGCGAGUUGGUUUCUUAUCUCAGAAAUCAAGGACUACUCGAAGAACUUCUAAAAACAUACAUCCAGUUGCACAAUCUCAGCUGACCUUUGUGAAACCAUUAAAAACCGUUCUCCCUAGGCAUCCAAUGCCUUUUGUGGCAAAGAACAUGUUUUAUGAUGAGCGUUGGAAAGAGAAACAGCAGCGAGGUUUUACUUGGUGGUUGAAUUUUGUACUUACUCCUGAUGACUUUACUGUGAAGACAGACAUUUCUCAUGUCAAUGCAGCAUCGCUUAUUUUGGGAACAGAAUCUUGUCAUAAAUCCAGUGUUUCAAAGGCACCAACAAAAGAGGAAGUUUCAUUAAGAGCAUAUUCUGCUCGGUGUAAAUUGAACAAACUCCGUCGCUCAGCUUGCCAUUUGUUUACCUGCAGUGCAAUGGUUAAAGCAAUAAAAAGGCUGGAGGUUGAAAUUGAAACCAAACACUUGCUAGUUCGGAAGGACCAACAUCUAUGGAAAGAUAUUGGACAACGGCAGAAAAUCCUCAACUGGCUUUUAUGCUACAAUCCACUGUGGCUGCGCAUAGGCUUGGAGACUGUCUAUGGCGAACUGAUAGCCUUGGAGAAUAAUAGCGAUGUUACAGGUUUGGCAAUGUUUAUACUCAGUCGCUUGUUGUGGAACCCAGAUAUUGCUGCUGAAUAUAGGCACCCAACUGUGCCUCACCUUUAUCGAGAUGGUCAUGAAGAAGCACUGUCCAAAUUUACACUGAAAAAACUCCUUCUACUGGUUUGCUUUCUUGAUCGUGCCAAAUCAUCUAGAAUUAUUGAUCAUGACCCUUGCCUCUUCUGUAAAAAUGCAGAAUUUAAGUCCAGCAGAGAGAUAUUAUUGGCAUUUUCCCGAGAUUUUCUAAGUGGAGAAGGUGACCUUUCUCGUCAUCUUGGCUUCCUGGGCUUACCGGUUAAUCAUGCGCAGACUCCACUUGAUGAGUUUGACUUUGCUGUAGUAAAUCUAGCCACAGAUUUGCAGUGUGGCAUUCGUCUUGUAAGAACAUUGGAGCUUCUCUCAAAAAACUGGAGUCUUUCAAAGAAGUUAAGAGUUCCAGCAAUAAGCAGACUUCAGAAGAUGCACAAUGUUAAUGUUGCCCUUCAGGUAUUAAAGGACCAUGGAAUUCAGCUGAAAGAUGAAUAUGGUUCAGGAAUUGAUGCCAAGGAUAUUGUAGACCGGCAUAGAGAGAAAACACUGGCACUUCUAUGGAAAAUAGUUUUUGCUUUUCAGGUGAAUGUUUUCCUUGAUCUGCAUCAGUUAAAAACUGAAACAGAUUUUUUAAAGAGCACACAUGACACACAAGUAAAGAUGUCUGCACUCGAAUCUUCUAUAACCCUCAAAGUGAGAAAAGACAGCAGUAGCUUUUAUUCAUCUGAAACAUGCAGUGAAAAUGUAAAGCUAUUAAUGGACUGGGUGAAUGCAGUUUGUGCAUUUUAUGGCAUCCAGGUGGAGAACUUCACAGUAUCCUUCUCAGAUGGAAGAGUACUGUGUUAUUUGAUUCAUCAUUAUCAUCCAUGUUAUAUGCCUUUGGAAGCCAUAUCUCAGCAUACAACCCAAACAGUGGAAUGCACCAAUAGUGGUACACUGACACAGAAUUUUUCCUCUGAGUCUGACGAUUCUCUGACUCUGUUGAAUGGAACUUUUGGGCAAGCUGUAACCACUUCGGCACUCUAUAAAGAACUUUUGGACAAUGAGAGAAAAAACUUCCAGCUGAUUAAUACUGCAGUUUCAGACCUUGGUGGUGUUCCAGCUAUGAUUCACCAUGUAGAUAUGUCUAAUACAAUACCUGAUGAGAAGGUGGUUAUCACUUACGUGUCAUUCCUGUGUUCACGGCUUCUAGAUCUUUGUAAAGAGAUUCGAGCAGCUCGAUGUAUUCAGUCUGCAUGGAGGGAACACAGGCUGAAAAAAAAACUAGCUCAGAACAUCAAGCAAACCUUGAAUGCAACAAUCAUAAUUCAAAAGCACUGGAAAAGGUAUUUGGCUCAGAGGGAACUUCAGAAAUUAAAAACGACAAAGCAAGAAGAAGCUGAAAGAGUAUCUUCUAUAGUAAUUCAGAAAUACUGGAGAAGAUAUUGUGCCAGAAGAAAGUAUCAGCAGCUGCAGUAUAAUACAAUCCUCAUGCAAGCAAGGAUAAGAAUGUUGCAUUCACAUUCUGCUUAUAAAAAGGUUCUCUCGGCUGCUCUCACCAUUCAAAGGCACUGGCGGGCUUCAUUAAGGGCAAAAAAUGAUUACCGAAGUUAUCAAAAGUUGAAAUCGUCAGCAUUUGUGAUUCAGUCUGCAUUUAGAAGAUGGAAAGGCUACAAAAUGAAGCAGAAAAUGGAUGCCGAGAUGAUGUUGCAAGAGUUAGAACUAGCAAAAAAAGCAAGAGCUGCUGUUGUGAUUCAAUCAUGGUACAGGAUGAUCAGAAUCCGAAAUAGUUACUUGUAUGUUAGGCAAAGUGUUAUCAAGAUACAAGCCUGUUUUAGAUGCAUUCUAGCUAAAUUCAUUUACCAGCAAGAGAGAGCCACGAUAUUGACUAUUCAGAAGUAUUACAGAGCUUACAGACUGGGAAAAACUGAAAGGGAAAUGUAUCUGCAGAAACGUGAAGCAGUAGUAGUUCUUCAGUCUGCUUUUAGGGGAAUGAAAGCUCGCUUAUUAGUUCAACAGAUGAAAGCAGCUUGCAUCAUUCAGUCAUUUUGGAGAAUGAGACAAGAGAGGCUAAGGUUUCUACAUGUGAAACACUCUGUUAUUGUAGUACAGUCCUAUGUUAGAAAACAACAGCAGCUGAAAAGAUACCAAGCGAUUAAGGAUGCUGCCUCUGCUAUUCAGGCCCGAUACAGAGCAUAUAUAGCUUGUAAAAAAGCAGUUUCUGCUUACCAGAAGUUACGCUGUGCUGCUGUCAUUUUACAAUCUGCAUUCAGAGCAAGACAAGCUAGGAUGAAGGUCAAUGUGCUGAAAUCUGUAAUAAAAAUUCAAUCCAGUUUUCGUGCUUAUAUUGUCCGGAAAAGAUUUCUAAACUUAAAACUUGCCGCUGUCAAAAUUCAGGCUUUUGUAAAGAUGAGGCAAGCACGUAGAUACUACUGUACAUUAAGAGAAGCAGCCAUAUAUGUCCAGCGAAGGUACCGUUCCCAGAAGCAUGCCUUUCAGUUGAAAGAAGAAUAUGCAAAACUGAGAAGAGCUUGUGUAAUAGUCCAAGCUGUUGUACGAGGAAAUCACACUAGAAAAUGGGUAAAGAGACGGCAAGAGGCUGCAAUUGUACUUCAAGCCCAAUACAGAAUGAAGAGAGAGAGGCAACACUAUCUGAGCCUGUGUAGAGCUUCUGCUGUUAUCCAGUUACACUAUCGUGCCUACAGAGAGAGAACCUGUCAGAGGCAGAUCUUCUUGCAAAUCAAAAAGGCGACUAUCUGUUUGCAAGCAGCCUGCAGGGGCUAUAUACUACGAAAAACACUUCAACUUGAAAAUGAAGCUGCACGCAAGAUCCAAGCAGCUUUUAGGGCUCAUGCUGCACGAAAGAAAUACCAAGCCAUGGUUCAAGCUUCCCUCAUGAUUCAGAGAAGGUAUAGGGCUUACAAGGCAACAUCCCAAAUCCGAAAAAGUUUCUUAAGGACAAAAGCAGCCAUUAUCACCUUGCAGGCAGCUUCCCGUGGCUGGCUAGUAAGGAAACAGAUUCAGAAGCAGCAUGCUGCUGUGACUGUUAUCCAGUCUGCUUUUAGAAAGUAUAUAGCUCUGAAAAAGUUCACAAUGAUGAGAAAUGCUGCUCUAACACUUCAGCGGCAUUACAGAGCUAUAAUUUCUGGUAGAGAGCAACGACAGGCAUAUGUUCUACUCCGUACCUGCAUCAUUCAACUUCAGGCAGCUUGGAGAGGUAGUGUGGUCAGAGCGCAUAUAAAAAGACAACACCAGAGUGCAGUAAUCAUACAGUCCUAUUAUAAGAUGCACGUAAUUCGAGCAAAGUUCAAAAGUUUAAGACAAGCUGCUAUAUUGGUUCAAAGGCGGUAUUGUGCUGUUGUUCUAGCCAACUGCCAAAGGCAGGAAUACCUUGCAUUAAAGGAAGCAGCUGUUAAAAUCCAGGCAGUUUACAGAGGUAUGAGAACUAGGCGAAAAGUCCAACACAUGCAUCGUGCCGCUGUCUGUAUCCAAACAGUGUUUAAGAUGCAUCAAGUUUACUCUAGAUACCAGACAUUGAAACUGGCAACGUCUAUCAUUCAGGUAAGAUAUAGAGCUCUUUGCCGAAGAAGACAGGAACAGACAAAGUACUUGGAGUUAAAAAAGGCAUCCCUUAUCCUUCAGUCUGCCUACAGAGGCAUGAAGAUUAGACAAGAGCAAAAAACUUUGCACCAGUCUGCAGUUUGUAUUCAGUCCUUUUAUCGAAUGUACAAGCAGCGGAAAUCUUUUCAACAAUUAGUUGCAGCGACAAAAGUGAUCCAGCAAUGGUAUCGUGGUUGCAAAGACCGAAAUGUUCAGGUGCAAAAAUACAGACAGAUAAAGAUUGCUACCCUCCAAAUUCAGUCCAAAUUCAGAGGCAUGAAAGAGAGACACCAUUUGAAAAAAAUGCAUGUGGCUGCCACCACCAUUCAAAGGCGAUUUAGAGCUUUUCGUCAACGGCAAAGUUUCAUUUCUGUAAAGGCAGCUACUGUGACAAUUCAGAGGAAAUAUCGAGGUACAGUACUAGCAAAACAGAAGCGUGGUGAGUACCUUUGCGUCCGUAAAGCUGCCAUCAUUGUGCAGUCAACCUUCAGAGGCAUGUUGGCUAGGGAACGUGUGAAGAAAAUGCAUGCGGCUGCCACCACUAUCCAAGCAAGCUCUAGAAUGCGUAUAGCACGAAAUCAUUACAGAGCUAUGAAGCUUGCUUCUGUUGUAAUACAACAACACUAUAGAGCAUACAGAAAAGCUAAAAACACUAGAGAACUAUAUUUAAGGCAGCGCCACUCUGCUUUAAUCUUUCAGGCAGCCUACAGAGGAAUGAAAAUGCGACGCGCCUUAAAGAAAUGGCAUAUUGCUGCAGCAAUCAUCCAGAGUCACUUUCGCAUGCACAGGCAACGUUGUUCCUUCAGGAAGCUGCAAUGGGCAGCCAUAAUUAUACAGAAGAGAUUCAGAACUAAUCAGCUUAGCACAAUGGCAAUGCAUCUGUACUCCUCCGCUGAGAGAACUGCUGCUAGUGUUCCGAUGGCUUCUUACAACAUGAAAGCAAGGCUACAGGGAAGGCAUCAUGCUGCCGUUGUGCUUCAAAGGAGUUUUAAAAUGUGGAGACACCGUAGAAAAUACCUUGCUUAUCAAGCGGCUGCUGUCAUCCUUCAGAGACGAUACAGAGCCCUGAUUUUGUCAAGAAGGCAAGCUCAAGAAUACCUUUGCCUUCGCACAGCAGUUAUUUGUAUUCAGUCUUUCUACAGAGGUUUUAAAGUAAGAAGAAAAGUUCGGCGCAUGCAUUCUGCAGCAAGAGUAAUUCAGGCAGAAUUUAGAGUGCAUCAGGAAAGGCUUUCUUACCAGAGACUGCAGCAUGCUGCUGCCACCAUACAAAAUUACUACCGAGCAUACCUAAAAGGAAAACAUCAGCGAAAGGUAUACCUUGUGAUUUGGAAGGCUGCAGUGGUGAUUCAGGCCUCUUACAGAGGUAUGAGAGGGAGGCAAGAACUGCAUCACAUGCAUGUCUCUGCAAGUGUAAUUCAGUCUUUUUACCGUAUGCGUGUGCAGCGUAAACGCUAUAAACAGCUAUGCUGGGCUGCAAUAACUAUUCAGUCUGCUUAUCGUGGAAUGGUAGCAUGUAGAAAGGCAAAAGAAAUACAUACAGUAAGGAAUGUUCAGCCUUGCUUUCACAUGGCUGUGGAUGACAAGAUGACUCAAUACAGAACUGCAGCUAUUACAUUACAGGCUCUGUACCGGGCAAAUAAAGCCAGAGUGCAGUACCAGAAAUACAGGAAAGCUGCUAUUGUAAUACAAAGGUAUUUUCGGUCUUUCUUGGCCAUGCAACAUCAACGAAGAGUUUACGUACAAACUCUGAGGAGCAUCAUUGUUGUACAAGCGACUGUGAGAGGAUUCCUUGAACGCAGAAGAGUCUGCCGAAUAAAAAGUGCAGCAAAAAUGCAGAUAUUAGAACAGAAUCAGCAAAGUUCUCUACUUCGUUUUAUAGCUUUUGCAUAUCAUCAUCUUGCUGCUGUUAAAAUUCAGAAAGCUUUCCGAAUUCAUCUUCUCCGGAAGCAAGAACAGAUGCAACUCGCAUCUGUUUUAUAUAUUCAGAGAUGGUAUCGUGCAAAAGUACAGAGGAGGGAAUUCCUACAAUAUCUUGAGAAAAUUGUUAAAAUUCAGAGAAUGGUGAGGAAAUGGAUGAAGUAUAAGAAUGCAAGUUCAGGCAAAGUCCAGAAAGGCAUGAGCCAAAAGACCCUAAAUAACGGAAUUACUAAAUUUCAGGCUUUGUGGCGAGGGUAUUCGUGGAGGAAGAAGACUGAUACUGAUGAAACUAGAGCUCUACGAGAUAGUUUGGUGAUGGCCAAUAAAGAAAGCAAAGAAGAGAUGAAGCUGUGUAAUAGAACUGCUUUUGCCAUUGAUCGCCUUCUAAAAUACAGACAUUUUUCAUACAUUCUAGCAGCUUUAAAAGACCUGGAGGUUGUAACCAGAUUAUCUCCUGUUUGCUGUGAGAAUAUGGCCCAAACGGAAGCAGUCCCCACUAUUUUUACAUUGAUUCGGAGCUGCAACCGCAGUGUCCCUAGUAUGGAUGUUAUCAGAUACUCAGUUCAAAUCCUGCUUAAUUUAUCAAAGUAUGAGAAGACAACUCAAGCUGUUUAUGCAGUGGAAAAUUCAGUAGAUACGUUGUUGGAACUACUUCAGAUGUACCGUGAGAGACCUGGAGACAAAGUUUCAGAGAGAGCUGGGAACAUUUUUACCAAGACCUGUUGCCUGUUGGCUCUUCUUUCAAAGGAUUCAGCAAGUGCAUUUGAAAUCCGACGCAAUCCUCGAGUGAUAGCUCGUCUUCAAAGCCUGUUUAAACUAACCUCUCGUAAACAUCAAAUGGAUGCCCAAAGAGUGCUUGCCAAGCAAAAGACAAGUGCAUUCAGAAAUGGUCACUGCUCUGUUCCAGUCACUCCUGUAAGAACAAAAGUAGUUUCUAGACAAAGGCCAGACUGGGUGUUGAGAAAAGAUAAUAUGCAAGAAAUUGUUGAUCCACUGCAAGCAAUUCAAAUGGUGAUGGAUACAUUUGGAAUUUCCUGCUACUGAUAGGUGGAUAUUGUGUCUGAUUAAAAAAAAAUCGAUUCAGUAGUGAUCAUGACAGUUUUACUUGUCUGCAGCUAUAUAUGUUUGUUUCUGUAUAUAUCCUGAUUGGCAUACUUUAAUAUUUUGUAUGAAACAUUUUUUAAAAAAUUUCUUACAAAAAUUAACAAAUGUAUAAUGUAUACUUUUUUAGAUUGCUGUUGUAUACAGUAUAAUGCAACACUUUAAA
Molecule: messenger RNA, 9235 nt
Organism: Eublepharis macularius
Lineage: Eukaryota; Metazoa; Chordata; Lepidosauria; Squamata; Eublepharidae
Gene: ASPM
Product: assembly factor for spindle microtubules
Exons: 25
Coding region: 70-9012 (2980 amino acids)
Biological process (GO): mitotic cell cycle; establishment of meiotic spindle localization; spindle organization
Cellular component (GO): spindle pole
Molecular function (GO): protein binding
Source: RefSeq, a predicted model, not a curated record